AUGCUGCGACACGUUGACAAGUUGAUUCUCGUGAUGGGAGAUGUUCAGGCCCGCGAGGGUUGCAUCGACUUGGGCCAGAUGCUCAGCUACUUGACGUUUGAUAUCAUUGCCGAGCUGACCUUUGGCGAGUCUUUGAACCUGCUCGGGGAUCCAACACAUGCGCCAUGGCUUCAUGGACUCCAUCACGGUCUCAAGUUUAUUGUCAUCCGGGCCAUCCUGCUGGAACUUCCCAUCCUGGGGUCUCUCCUCGAGGUCGCGACAACGGGUCCGCUAAAACGAAAGAUGUACGAGCAUUAUCAAUAUUCCAGGGCACUGGUAGACAAGAGGUUCUCGUUCACUGGAACGGGCCCGGAGGACCUCUGGAAGCUCGCCCUGAGGCACGAACACGACGGUCGGGGGCUGACGUUGGAAGAAAGGCAUGCAAACGCGGCCAUGUUCCUGCUCGCUGGUUCCGAGACAACUCAAACGACGCUGUCGGGAACCAUUUACCACCUUCUUAUGAACAAGCCCGCCCACACUCGACUGAACAAUGAGAUUCGAACCGCUUUCCAACAUGGUGGGCAGAUCUCCAUUUCCGGCGUUUCGAGGCUGCCGUAUAUCAAGGCGGUGAUGCAGGAAGGGCUGCGGGUAUACCCGCCUGGUGGUGUUGCCAUUGGCCGAUACGUGACCAAGGGCGGUAUAGUGGCGUGUGGCCACUACCUCCCAGAGGGAGUAGGUUUCAAGGCGAAUAGGUCUAGGAAACCGGAGAUAAUGCACCGGUCCUCCUCCUAUACCGUGGGGGCCAGGCGGGCUAACUCUACGACGGAUAGCUUGGCCUGGGCUGAGAUGAGUUUAGCCCUCGCCAAGUUGGUCUGGCAUGCCGAUCUCGAUUUGUGCCCCGGCAUGGAGAACUGGCUGGACCAAAAGUGUUAUCUGAGUUGGGUUACGGGUCCUCUGCUGGUAAAGGCGCACAAGGUCAGGCACAAGGUCAGACAGGUGGGCUAG
Molecule: messenger RNA, 984 nt
Organism: Parascedosporium putredinis
Lineage: Eukaryota; Fungi; Ascomycota; Sordariomycetes; Microascales; Microascaceae
Source: the annotation of a GenBank genome assembly